Messenger RNA from Sphenostylis stenocarpa, 648 nucleotides. The record is from the annotation of a GenBank genome assembly. Lineage: Eukaryota; Viridiplantae; Streptophyta; Magnoliopsida; Fabales; Fabaceae.
AUGGCCUCUCCACCGACACUUCCAAUUUCUUCCCAAUCCAACGCCUCAGCCGGCGCAGCAUCGCAGUCUCAGCCUCCGAUUGCCACGCCGGCGUUCCGCGCCUUCAUUUCUCGCAUGUCUUCGUCCCUCCGCCUCACCUUCGCGCAGCGCCGCCCGUGGACGGAGAUGGUCGACAGGAGCUCUAUGUCCCGACCUGACACCCUUGCCGAAGCCUACUCUCGGAUCCGCAAGAACUUCUCCUACUUCCGCGUAAAUUACCUAACCCUAAUCGCAUUCGCACUCGCGGUUUCGCUCUUCACGCAUCCGUUCUCGCUCCUCGUCCUCUUCGGCCUCCUUGCGUCCUGGUCAUUCCUCUACCUCUUCCGCCCCUCCGAUCAGCCUCUCGUCCUCUUCGGACGCACCUUCGCCGAUCGCGAAACCUUAGGGAUGUUGGUGGUGCUCACCGUGUUCGUAAUUUUCCUCACCAGCGUUGGAUCGCUGUUGAUCUCCGCUCUCAUGGUUGGAUUGGCGAUUGUAUGCGCGCACGGCGCGUUUCGCGUUCCAGAGGAUCUGUUUCUCGACGAUCAGGAGCCUAACAGUACCGGAUUCCUCUCGUUCCUCGGCGGUGCCGCUGCUUCUGCUGCCGCUCCGGCCGUCGCACGCGUGUAG